CUCGUUUCGGAUUGGCACUUGUAAAGGGAGGCCCAUGUGGUGUGUAAAUGAGCGGGCCACAAACUGCAGCACUUUAGAGAGCCUUCACUCGAGAUUCGUGUCAGUUGGAUGUUGGAGUAGUCCGGACGGAGAAAAUGUUGCUGGAAGCGGCGGAAGGAGAGGAGACGGGAGUUUGUAGAGCCGCUGCCGGUAAGAAGUGAAGGAGGCCGAGAGAGGAGGAGGAGGAGGAGGAGGAGGAGGGAGCUAACCGGGCUAAGAGAGAUAAAUAUAGACUACUGUGAACAGGCUCACACUCAAACUCUAGAUAUCUGCUAUAUUAUGUCUUAAUUCAAACCUUUACCUCUGUCUGUAUUCUCCGUUAUCUGUAUUAUUACUGGGUUUCUGUGUCUGUGUUGCAUAAUGUGGUUUAGCUGCUCCCACUCAUGGCUGAACUCUCACUGAUUUUAGGAGCUUAAAUAUUUAACAAACCUUCACUUUUCUAACAUUUUAAUGUUUUCUAAUGUCUCUCUGUGUGUCUGUCAGUCUCUAUAAGUCUGUUUCAUAGUCUGUAAACACCUGUUGUACCUUCAAACACCUGACCCUCCUUUCUAAGAGCUGAAAAUCAAAGUUAUUUUACUCCCUAAAUGAUGAACUCUUUAAUCUGGACAUGAUCUAAUAAACAGGUUUAAACUCAGGGAGCAACAGGAGGCUGUGGUUUGAUAGAAUAAGAUCCAAUCCAGGCAGGAGGAUACAGGUUUAAAGAUGUUUUAUAUCUUUAAUUCUUGAUGGCCAUUGUGCAAAAUAAGAUGAAUCAGAAGAAAACAGGAUAAAAUCAAAGGAAAAGGUAUAAAAGGACCAUGUUUCUAUUACAGUUAUUAUAGAAAAUUUAAGAGAUAUUCUGUAGUAGAAUUAAUUUAGGGUCAAACCGAGUUAGACUCCCCUUAGAGAGAUGAAUGUUGUCGACCGCUUGCUUCUCUAGUUAUACCAACUUUAGUAACGACCACAGGAUAGUAAUACACAGCGGUCUACGUCUAACCUGAACCAAAACGCCACUCUAUAGCCACAAAUAAUGCUCAGAACAGCACCUAACUUCAUCAACAGGACAUAUAGGGUCACAGCCAUAGUACUAGGACUAAACACAACUCACCCACUCUCUUCCAGCAGCCACUUGUUUGUAGCGAGACCUCAGGCCAGUCCAUUACGGACUACAGCGGGGUGUCGCAGCUCAAGGAAGAACAUUUAUGAUCAUUUCUUUAUCAUUUCCUUGAAGUAAUAAUCACCAUAUUAAUCAUUUUCACUGCAGACGCGGUAGUUCUUCUGUCUUAGCGUCUCGGUCUGAUUGUAUUUCAGUGAAGAAAUUGAUAUCCCUUUAAACGCUCCUGUUAGGAACUCUUUGUUCCAGCUUUGGUGCCCUCGGUGGACGAAGCAUUACUUGCAUAUCUCGUCCUCUAAAUGCUUAAAUAAUGUCUCGUAAUGGAAAUUCUCAUUCUGCUGAUGCUUGACAGUCACAUUUGUCCUUUUUAUAGUAAAUGAAUUAUGUGAAAAAAAAGAAAAUAGGGUUUUUCCUUCAGCUGCUACUCUGACAGAUUCCUCCACACCGUUUUCAGGCACUAAAAUUACAGUAUAAAAAUCAUCAGUCUGUCCUUGAUGGUCUUGUUUGCUUUUGAAUAUCAUGAAAAUUUGUUUAUAAAUAUCAGUCCAUGAAAUAAAAAAUAAAAAAAAAAACUCGUUGGGAGCUUUAAUUUUUGUAAAAGUUGUUGAUUCAGGUUUUAAUGAACCACCUUCCUGCCCCCCUUGCAGCCUCUGUGCAGGUCCAGGUGGAGCCGGUGGGUCGCUGGUUCGAGGCUUAUGUGAAAAGGAGGAACAGGAGUACGUCUACCUCCUUCCAGGAACUUGAGGAGGAAGAGGAGUCUUCAGAGGAGGAAGAAGAUGAGGAGUUUCAGCUGGAGGAGUACCCCAUGCUCCGAACACUUGACCCCAAAGACUGGAAGGUACCGGGUCCGAAAGUUGAUUCUUGGGAGGAGAAGUUUUUUCCUCUGUCACAGACUGCAGUACUUCUCAAAUUCUAACACAUCAACUUUAACCUGUUUGAUUCUCCAGAAUCAGGAUCACUAUGCUGUCCUCGGGCUGCCGCACCUGAGGUACAAAGCCACACAGAAGCAGAUCAAAGCUGCCCGUGAGUACGAUCGUCUGUUUUUGUCUCACUGAUCGCUCAUUAUCAGACUAGAUGACCUGUCGUCUCAGUGAAACUCUCUUCUGUUCCUGAACAGACAAAGCAAUCGUGUUGAAGCAUCACCCCGACAAGAGAAAAGCUGCAGGAGAGCAGAUCGUAGAAGGAGACAACGACUACUUCACCUGCAUAACUAAAGGUACGACACGCUCUUUUCAUCGGUUUGUAACUUUGUCUUGAGGCUCCUGGUCUGACUGUUUUCUGUGAUUUGUCAUCGUUUGACCCUCAGCUAUCGAAAUCCUGUCGGACCCUGUGAAGAGGAGAGCCUUCGAUAGCGUAGACCCGACCUUCGACAACGCCGUGCCUUCAAAAGCGGAAGGCAAGGAGAACUUUUUUGAGGUUUUUUCACCGGUUUUCGACCGAAACGCCCGGUGGUCUUCUAAAAAGCACGCGCCCAAAUUCGGAAUGCUCGACUCGUCGUUCGAAGACGUCGAUAAUUUUUACUCUUUUUGGUGAGUGAAAAAGUUGAAGACAUGUUUGUGAAUCUUCUCUGUCAGAGGAGAAGAUCAGCGUCUUGAAUCAAUGUUUCUAUUUCAGGUAUAACUUUGACUCAUGGAGGGAAUUCUCCUACUUGGACGAAGAGGAGAAGGAAAAGGCUGAAUGGUAAGCUGGUGCAUGCAGCACUUUGUCGAACAGAAACACACUUUGAAAUGUCUCAUGAACGUGUUUGAACUUCUCUCGCAGUCGAGAUGAGAGGAGAUGGAUCGAGAAGCAGAAUCGAGCCUCCAGAGCUCAGAGGAAAAAGGAGGAGAUGAACAGAAUAAGAACACUAGUCGGUACGCUCUCUGAAUGAAGCAGAACAGCUGGAAGUAUCUUAAAACCACACAAAGCUGUUGAGUUUUUCGUAACAACGUCUUUUGUCCUCUGCAGAUACGGCGUACAGCUGUGACCCUAGAAUAAAAAAAUUCAAAGAGGAAGAAAAAGCUCGGAAAGAAUCGGAGAAGAAAGCCAAAGCCGACGCCAAGAAGAGGGAGCAGGAGGAGAAGGAGAGGGUAUGUUGGAUAAUUCCUCAAACAUCGUUUUAUGAGAUCGGAGAAGCGAACCGCUCACUGCUGAGUGUCGGAGUAUUCAGUGACUCAUCCUGAUGUCCUUCAGGUUCGACAGGCAGAGCUGGAGGCGGCUCGUUUGGCCAAAGAAAAGGAGGACGAAGAGGCCAAACAGGCGGCUCAGCAGGCCAAGAAGGAGAAAGAGAUCCAGAAGAAGGCCAUCAAGAAGGAGAGGCAGAAACUCAGGACCACCUGCAAGGUUCCUACAUCCUUCACUCUCCCUCUGAAGCUUCACACGCUUUUCACUUUAAUCAUCAAACUCUCUGAUAUAAGAGGAGAAUCUGUCUUCAGGUUCAAUAAUAUUCUCUCAGAGCCUCGAACUCAGAAGCUUUAAACACUUUUAUUAAACUCUGAAUAUGAUGAGAUUUCCUCUUUAUUACUCUGAACUGUUGUCCGUAAAUAAGUGGAUCUAAAUAAUCUGAGAUAUCCUGGAAAAAGUUCAUUUUGGUUUAAUAAAAAAUCAGGAAUAUAAUCAAAUAUUUUGGACAUUUAAAGUGAAAUAUUCCACUUUAUUUUUUUGUUUUGAUUUAGUUAUUUUAGCUUUCCUCAGAUCGUCUCGAUGUGUUUAAAUCCCCAAAAGUUAAAAUCCUGAAGCGUUAAUUCAUUUAUACUCUGAAUACUUAACCAUGAAUCACCGCCUCAGUGCGGUGUGGCCUGGAGGCGUUCAGCCUGUCGCUCUGCUGAGUUUUAUUGAAGCCCACGUCGCUCUGACAGCGUCCUCCAGCUGCUCUCUGUCUCUGGGGUUUGACUGUUUCUCAUUUUCCUCUCGACUCACAUCCCUCAGAUUGUCUCUGGGGUUCAGGUUCAGACCAGUCGGUGGUAAUUUUGGUGUUGUGAGCAGGUGUCAAGUCUUUUUAUCACCUUUUUAUUCUGGAGUGAUGUUUGUUUGGAUUAAAUCAAGAGGAUUGAAUGGAGAUAAUUUGUCUUUUUCACUCUGUUUUUCACAAACAGUCAUCUAAGAAACUCUUAAUCCAGCGGGUAGUUUUUAAUACACAUUUUCAUCCAAUCCAAUCCAGGUUUAUUUAAAAACAACAAAAUGCUGACCAAAGUGCUGUACAGUAAAUUAAAAAUAGACAAUUAACGCGAACAAUAAAACAGAGACACAGGAGCACGUUAAAAACAGGAGGACAGAGCUGGUUCUGUCAAAACAGGAUUAAAAGACCGAGUUCUCAGGAGUCAAAAAAGAGUAAAACAGGCGGUGAGGGGGACAGACGGACAUGAAGAGGAAGAGCGUUCAGAGUUUAGGCGCAGCGACGGUAAAAACUCGGUCACCGCUGAACUUUAACCUUGACCUCGGGACAGUCAGAAGGUCAGAGGAUCUGAGAGUCCGAGAUGAAAUAUAGGUAGAGCGAGCCCGUUUUAAGAUUUAUAAAUUAAUAACAAAAUGUUAAAAUCAAUCCUGAAACGCACAGGAAAUUCCUAAAAUAGAGGAAAUGUGGUCAGAUUUACGGCGGCCAGAUAAAACACGAGCUGCAGUAUUUUGAAGGAUUAAGAGAGGUUCGGCUCGCACAAAAACAAAGUGCAUUACAAUCAUCAAGACGAGUCGUGAUAAAAGCAUGUGUAACCUUCUCAAAAUCACUAAAAGAUAAAAAAGACUUUUCAUGUCUUAUGUUUUGUGAGUAAUACGUAAGUGAAGUAAAAACAAAGAAGAUUGGGAAUGUCUCGUCCUGUCGUAUUAUUUUCUUUAGACUUCGGCCUCCUGAUGUGAACAUUUCAGACCUCUCACCAAAGCCGACAUCUUGUAAAAACAAGUCUUUUCAGAGAGAGGACUCUUUCUUUCUUUCUUUCUUUCCUCCUUUUACAGAGAUUUUGGUUGAUGUUGUUUUCUCUGUCCACACAGAACUGGAACUACUUUGCUGACAACGAAGCAGAAAGUGUGAAAAUGAUGGAGGAGGUGGAGAAGCUGUGCGAUCGACUGGAGCUUGCGAGGUACAAACAGAAACAUUACGGCUGAUUUAAAGUGACUCCACGAUCAUUUCUUUAGAGAGUUGGUUCAUUUGAAUCCAAUUGAAACGAUUAUUGAUCCUUCUGUCGUGUUCAGUGAUCGAUCGUUCAGAAUCAGUCAGGAAGCAGCCUGUAAAUUAAGUUUAUCUGCUCCUCUGUUUCCAGUCUGCAGUCCCUGAAUGAAGUCCUGGCCACAGGUUCAAAGGAGGACAGUAAGACGGCAGUGGAGAAGCAAGUAAGACACAUUUUCAAGGUUUCUCUUCUAAAUCAGGACGCAAGAAAUUAAUAUUUAGUAAAUUAUGUCAAUAUGUUUCUUGAUUAAUCAGAUCUGGUGGAUUAAAUAUUUAAGAGUCUGUGAUAAUUGAGUCCAGAGUUUGAGACGACAUCCUGUUAUAACCCCCCCUCAGGUCCAGGAGGUGAACGCUCAGCUGCAGAAGGAGCGGGAGGCGGAGGUUCAGGCGAGGCAGGCGGCUCGCAGCGCCGAACAGGCCAGCGGGGGAGGAGGGGGAGGAGGAGGGAAGGGCUGGAACGAGGACGACCUUCAGCUGCUCAUCAAAGCUGUUAAUCUGUUUCCUGCUGGAACCAACGCCAGGUAUGAACGCUCGACGCCUGCAGGACAGGAUGUGUUUUCAGGGUCAGACCUGAAGAGAAAUGAACACACGAUCCCUGUGGUGAAGAAGAGAAGAAAACUGACGAGUGCUGAAAAAAAACAUGUUCCUGCUGUUUAUUUAUGGGAAAAAAACAGGAUUAUUACAAACUGCUUUUAGUUCAUUUGUCUGUUUACAUCCAAGUUUCUCCAAAAGUUCAGUCCUUGACUCUUUGCAAAUUUAUUAAGGCAGCAAAUGCAAAAAAAAAAUUGUAAACUACAAAGUUUUAUUUCCACUCGCUGCAGAUCAACAACAUCCACCGGAGCAAACCUAAAGUGUUUUUAAUCUGACCUGAGCACGAGUCAGGAAGACGCCAAAGUUUUCAGAAGUAAAAUAUUAUAAAAUAAUUAGGGGGAAGUUUCGAUUUGUGAGACGGAGUAAAGGAACAAUUGUUGUUUUUAUAAAAAUGGAAACUGUUCGUUCUGUUUGGAUUUACCUCGCAGUAAAAUAUGAGCUCGUUCCCAAAUGCAGAACUAAACGUUACAGAAACAUCUUUGUUCCUGCUGCUAUUAUUGAAGUGAACAAGCUGUACAGAUCUUGCACAGAAUUUUGCACAAUUAGCUCAUACUGCGGAGGUAUUAUUCACUUACUUAUGUUGGUUUUAAACUUGUUUUACCUUGGUUUGUAUCCAGAGGUUGUUUAUUUGCAUUUUUUGAUGUACUGACGCUUGUGUCCUGACUGGGGAGCCUUUGGGUGCUUUUAUCAUGUGUCUGUUUUGUGGUUGGUUUAUAUUUGUACUGUAACUUAUAUAAAUGGACGUUAUCACUUUAUUUCACUGCAGAAUAAAUCUACUUUCGGGUAUUAAUACAGUAACCUGAACCUGAACCAUUCUUCCUCUCAGGUGGGAAGUUAUCGCCAACUACAUGAACCUGCACUCCACCAGCGGCAUGAAGAGGACCGCCAAAGACGUCAUCAACAAAGCGAAGAACCUGCAGCGGCUCGGUGAGCUGAUGUCUGACAUGAAUCACACAUGAUUUCCACAUAGAUAUACAUCGAUAGAUCUGUUUCUGUCGAGCAUGUUUGAAGGACAAAAUAGUUCAAUCGAGAUGAUAAAAAGGUAAAAUGAUGAAUGAUUUUAUUUUCAACCUCAAGAAAGAGAAGUUAAAAACAGACCUGAGUAAAAUAAAAAAAAACUGAGACUUGAUGAAACAACAUCAUCAGACUCCUUUAUUAUCACAUUUAUAUCAGGAAGAACAAAUAUUGUCUUAACUAGAGAACUUGGUAAUUUUUGUAGCUGCGGAUAAAGAGUAACGUUCUGUCUUGUCCGUGUCCUCUGCAGAUCCAGUCCAGAAAGAUGAGAUUAAUAGAAAAGCCUUUGAGAAAUUCAAGAAGGAGCACUCCUCAGUCCCGACGACCAUCGACAACGCCGUGCCCUCAGAGAGGUUCGAUGGUGAGUGAAAAUCUGAUCAUCAAGUACCUCCAUGUUUGGUGAAUCGCUCUCAUAAUGAAACGGUCACUGACCUGCUCUGUGUCCCUGCUCAGCCUCUGGUGGUGAUGGUAAUGCUGCUCCCUGGACCACAGAGGAACAGAAGCUUCUGGAACAGGCCCUGAAGACCUACCCAGUCAGCACACCAGAGAGGUGGGAGAAGAUCGCUGCUGCCGUCCCGGGAAGAAACAAGAAAGACUGUAUGAAGAGGUACAAGGUAAGAAGACGCUGGAUUUCACUGAAUAAAGAUGAAGGCUGUGUUUGUCUAGAUGUUAUUGAUUAUGGAUCCGUUUCUUUCUCUCCUGCAGGAGCUGGUGGAGAUGGUCAAAGCCAAGAAAGCUGCACAGGAACAAGUGGCAGCAAAGAGUAAAAAAUGACAAGAACCACAAAGAAUAGUAUCUGUGUUAUUUUAACAUUAUUGUGUUGGUCUUUAUUUUAUAAUAAAAAGUAAAGGAGGAAAAAUUCUACAGAUGAAGCUU
Molecule: messenger RNA, 7751 nt
Organism: Xyrichtys novacula (pearly razorfish)
Lineage: Eukaryota; Metazoa; Chordata; Actinopteri; Labriformes; Labridae
Source: the annotation of a GenBank genome assembly